Messenger RNA from Saccharomyces kudriavzevii IFO 1802, 861 nucleotides. RefSeq lists its product as uncharacterized. The transcript has a single exon. NCBI's taxonomy places the organism in Eukaryota, Fungi, Ascomycota, Saccharomycetes, Saccharomycetales, Saccharomycetaceae. The record is from RefSeq and is a predicted model, not a curated record. The coding region runs from base 1 to 861 and encodes 286 amino acids.
AUGCAGUGUAACACAAGUAUAGAGGACUGUUUGGACGAAGACGAUAUAACUUUUCCAUCCUUCAGUCCCGAAGUGGACACUCAAAACAGGUUCUUGCCAAGAAGUGAGCUCCCCUCGGUGAGGCAACUUGUUAUCUCCAAGCAAAAAAGCAGGCGAAGAAGGGAAAACAAUGUUUUUGUGGGGAAAAUGGAGGACGUGCUUGUGAAGUGGAGACCGCCUGCGUCUUCGCAUCGUGGCGCCAUCGAAGCCAUUAAUGGCACACAUCCAUAUCAAAUCGAUACGGCGCAGUUCAGCUCUAGAAGGUCAGAUCCCUUUGGUUCAACUAAGAGGGACGAGUCCGUGCGUUCGAUAAUAGAGUCGUUUACGGACUGGUGGAGACGCAAUUCCAAGAUUUUCUUCAACGACGAGGUGCAAGGGGAGGAGGAAGGUGUGCUUGCUGAAGGCAACGCAAGUCAGCGCGGCCAGGAGUUGCAACUUUUCGACGAGGAUCUCUUUUCCUUCCACCUGAGCCCGAACGAAAUGUCCACCAGGAAUAGCGAACAUCAAAUGCAGACACCGGUGCUUUUCCCCUGCGAAGUGCCCAUGAGGACAGGACCAACCGCUGCAGGACGAAAAGUUAUUGACAUCGGUGAUGGUGAGGAGCUGUCCAUAUACCGAGAUAUUUACUCUAACCCUAUUCCCGUCAGCUAUUUAGAUACCUUGAACUUGAACAAUUCUAUGUCCUUGCGACAAAUGCAACAACAACAGCAGCAACAACAACAACAACAGCAGCAGCAACAGCAGUGUGCCGGGAGCUCAUCUGCAUUGGAAUGCUGUGCAGAUUCCAAUUGGGUUAAGAUUUUUCUUUGCCACAACGAUUAG